Messenger RNA from Adineta ricciae, 510 nucleotides. Lineage: Eukaryota; Metazoa; Rotifera; Eurotatoria; Adinetida; Adinetidae. The record is from the annotation of a GenBank genome assembly.
AUGCUUUUGCACAUUGAAGGAAUGAAAGAUAUUCCAAAUUUGAUUAUGCUCGGUGCAACUAAUCGUCGAAAUAUUAUGGAUGUAGCAUUUUUACAUCGUAUACAAGGAAAAUGUUUUGUAGGUCGACCAUCGCCUAAAAUUCGCGAAAAGAUGCUUCUACCAUUACUACUUCAAGAUUCACGUGUAUUCAGCAGUCAACACAUUGACUUUCUUGUUCGAGGAACUACAAAUUUCAGUGGCGCUGCCGUAGCAAGUCUUCGAUCGGAUACUGUUGUCACUACCAAACAAACCGGUGGCAUUGCACGUGAGUAUAGCUGUCGGUUUAGUGCAGAAAUAUUCUCUAGUAUUUUUCGACAUUUUAUAACUGCAAACUCCAUCGACAAUUUAAAAGAGUAUUCUCUUCAAUUAGACCGACAUGUACCAUCUGGUCGGGUUCUUGUUGACUUAACUGAUCGGAAAUGCAUCAUUGAAUUGGCCAAUGAUAGCGUAUCACCUGAUUUACCUUUGUAG